Molecule: messenger RNA, 2456 nt
Organism: Vicia villosa (hairy vetch)
Lineage: Eukaryota; Viridiplantae; Streptophyta; Magnoliopsida; Fabales; Fabaceae
Exons: 7
Coding region: 798-2456 (552 amino acids)
Source: RefSeq, a predicted model, not a curated record
UCCACAAUACAUAAUUUUAGGAUUCAAUGUUAAAACUGAUUGUAUGUUUUAGUGACUUGAUUUGAUGAACUGAUGUGCCACUACUAUUGUGGCUGCUGUUCAUACUACUACUUAGUAGUUUGUUUUCUUAAAUUUUCUUGCAUCAACUUAUAUUGGGUCCUAUUAAUGUUCGUGCAUCUCGUAAGGAAGUGUCGCUUAUGUUGUAAUUAGUUGUUGUUUUUCUUUGGCGUAGAACAAUUCAAUUAUUGAAAUGUCUACUUUAAGUUUCGGUAUCUGAUAUAUAUAGUCUGUGCUAUAAUUGUAUGUACACUUCUUGCGCUCUUAAGUGGCCAUUCAGUUUACAUACUUUAAGUUUCUAUCAGUAUGUAAACUAAAAAUCAUGAAGCUGUGGAAGUUUCUUAUGCAUAUUUAGUGAAUGUAGCAGAAAGAGAAAGAAAAUAUUAUAAAAAACAUGAAAUCCUCCUUCUGGUAUUUGAGACCAGGUAUUCUCAGUCAUGAUAUCGCUUUUGACUGCAGAUUGAAUUUGUGUGUAACUGCUACUGAAGAUUACUUAAAAGGCAGCAUUUGUUUGUUUCAAACACAGGGCUAUUGAUUUUAUAAAUCUGUUAUGAAUUUGUGUGACUCUGUUAUGAAUUUUAUAAAUCUAAUUUUGUGUAUUAUUAAGUUGCGUAGCAUAGCUGCAGUGUGGUUAUUGAUUCCUUUUUGUUAUUGAUACAGCUCAAUUCCCUCAAAGGAGACGAAGGAAAGCGACAACUCCAUUUUAUUUGUGUGUGACUCCAUUUCUCUGUUUUAAGAAAAUGAAGAAGGUUUCAAACUUGCAAAAGAAGACGGCUGCCGCACAAAAGGGUGAACAAGUUACCGCCAAUUUUCGGUUGCCUCUAUUUAGAUCCAGUGCUGAAUUGGCUAAGAAGUAUGAUAUCAAAUGCGAGAUGGUAAAUAAUAAUAAUCGUGAAGGACCUAGUAAAGUAGGCAUCAGACCUCCUUUUGUGCCUGCAUCUAGGGAACUUUUCAACUUAUCUAAGUUUGAAACUACUGCUUCAAAGAUUGAUAGUUCGGCCGAUGUGUUUUAUCCAACCAAAAUGAGGACAAGGCAGACAACUCCCAGAAAAGUAGGGGCUGAAUGUACUGAUUCAACCAGGCAGCAAGUGAUUCCCAAAACAGGGCCUGAAAUUGCUUCAAGGACAAGGCAGCAACUUACUAAAAAAACAGGGCCUGAAAUUGUUGAUUCAAGGACCAGGCAGCAACAAGGAAAUGAUAAGCAGAAUCCUUCAAGUGCAAAGCAGCAACAAGGAAGUGCUAAGAAACAGGUUUCAAGUUCUAAACAAGUUUCAAGUGCUAAGCAACAAGUUUCAAGUGCUAAACAACAAGUUUCAAGUGCUAAGCAACAAGUUUCAAUUACUAAGCAACAAGCUUCGAGUGCGAAUCAGAAACGUCCUUCAAGUGCGAAGCAGAAUCCUUCAAGUGCAAAGGAGCAACCUAAGGAGAAACGGGUGGCUGACACUGCUGAUUCAAGGUCAAACCAGAAUCGUAUGAAAAGGGCAAUGGUAGAAGUUGAUGGAAAUUCCGGGACAGAGCAAGGAAGUGGCUUGAAGAAGACAAAACGAAGCCCAAUGUGUAAAUCGACAUCAGUUGAAGAAUUCCUCAAAGAAAAUGGAGAAAAUAGUGAAGAAGAUGAAUGUGAGAAUCUUGAGGAAGAAGAAAAUAUAAUGGGUGAAGAAGAAAACACUCAGCAAAAUGGAAGUAAACAAACUGAAGGGGCAAGUAAGAAAGGGACACGUGGACCAACUAAAUGUUUGAAAAUCCAUGCUAGAAAGAGUGCGGAUCGUGAAGAGGUGGUCUUAGACGAUGAUGGAGAACCUAUUGGACCCAAUGAUCGAACCGUGACAGAUUUGAGUUGUUUCCUUGGCACUGUCGCAAGGAAUUCAGACUUGUGCCCCUUAGUUUAUACUAACUUCAAAGCUUUGAAGAAAGUAAACAAGGACCGUAUAUGGGAAUUUGUCACUGAUAAAUUCAUUAUCCCUGAAUAUGGAAGUAGAGCGGUUUUCUCUCGCAUAAAUGAUGCUUGGAGGCGUUUCAAGAAAGAUCUCAAAAAGAGUUGUUUUUUAAAGUACACUACUAUGAGUGAAAGAUUGAAGCAUCGUCCCCAGACCGUACCUGAAGUUCAUUUCAAGCAAUUGAUAUCCUAUUGGAAGAACAAUAAAAUCCAAAAAAUUAGCAAAAUCAAUGCUGUGAACAGAGCUAAGCAAAAGUAUAUGCAUCGGAUGGGCCCAACAAACUUUGCGAGGAUUCGUGCAAAACUGCGUGCUAAGAAAGAGGACGGAAAGGAAGUUAGCCAGGCAGAGAUGUUCAUUGAGACUCGACAAAGUCGAAAAGGAAAACAGCUGGAUGAGGAAACUUCAAGUGUAAUUGUAAGCCAGAAAAAUCUGGACGAGUUCGUUGCUAUGGAAGAACAAUAA